Messenger RNA from Heterotrigona itama, 734 nucleotides. The record is from the annotation of a GenBank genome assembly. NCBI's taxonomy places the organism in Eukaryota, Metazoa, Arthropoda, Insecta, Hymenoptera, Apidae.
GCAUUAUGUCGGAAAAGGGAAACUCGGUCGGUGCAAGGUUUCAAAGGAUGUCACACGAUAAUCGAAAUAUUCCUUCAAUCGGUAAAACUCUAAGUUCUCUAACCGAUAGAAGAUCAUGUCUGACAAAGUCACAACAGAAGUCGUCUGUGUCGAAAAUAUCUGCGAACAAGAAGAAAGGAAAAUGGACGAGUAACUCGACCGCGAAGUAUCAACACGCGAUAAGUAUUCCUAUUAAAGAUGAAACUAUAAAAGUAAAAGCCGUUGAAUCCAAAGGAUACACGGAUUCCAUCGGCAACAGAAGCUACGAAGAUACGAUUGACGACGAUCCAAUUACUAUGUUGCGCAAAGAAAUGCAAGAUUGGAGAAUUAAUGAACUAUUAACGUCUAGAACUGAAGAGAAACUUACUGGAACACCGAGUGAACAACGUAGUUACAAUUACAUCUCAUCCGGAGAAACCACGAAGAGGCAGCAAAGUUCUAUCGAUGUUUCCAAGGCUUCUACAAUGCGUGCGAAUUUGCCGGCUACGUGAGUAUUAAUUUUUAUGCAUGUUUAUUUAUGCCAUUUGUGCAAUUUUAUCAAUGUAGAUUCGCAUUUAAACGCAGAUUCAUGGCAAAUUAAUAUUAAUGCAAUUUUUACGUAAUCCUGAAUGGAAGGAAUUCGCAUUCCAUAAAUUUGAAUCACAAAUCAGGCUGCAUUGUGCUUCUGUCAUUGGACAAGCAUAAUGCUUCUUCGU